CAAAAGCAUAAGGAAGAAAAUGCAUUGUUCCACGGUGAGGAGCCUUUGAAUCUGGAGGGCUGUUCAGUCGCUGUUGCUGCCGAAUACACGAAAAAGAAGAAUGUUCUGUCUUUGAGAUCUCCGACCGGUGCCGAGUAUUUGUUGCAAACUGCCAGUGAGGAAGACAUGGAACGUUGGUUGCGACGAUUGCUGUUGGCAACGGGGCAGUCACAUGAAGAAGCAUCUAGUCGUUCGCAAACAUUACCUGCUGAAGGAUCCACGAAAGCAAAGAAAGGGUUUUUCGGUCGAGGGAAAAAAUGA
Molecule: messenger RNA, 300 nt
Organism: Gongylonema pulchrum
Lineage: Eukaryota; Metazoa; Nematoda; Chromadorea; Rhabditida; Gongylonematidae
Source: the annotation of a GenBank genome assembly